Ostreococcus tauri is the source of this 1797-nucleotide messenger RNA. Its product is annotated as Poly A polymerase, head domain. The record is from RefSeq and is a predicted model, not a curated record. The transcript has a single exon. Lineage: Eukaryota; Viridiplantae; Chlorophyta; Mamiellophyceae; Mamiellales; Bathycoccaceae. Gene Ontology annotation, molecular function: ATP:3'-cytidine-cytidine-tRNA adenylyltransferase activity; RNA binding. Bases 1 to 1797 code for a protein of 598 amino acids. Gene Ontology annotation, biological process: tRNA 3'-terminal CCA addition.
AUGCGGAAUGCUCUUUUACGUGGAAUGAGACUUGGACGUGGUGGACUGAGUUUCACUCCGCGACGGCGCAUGUCGUCGAGGGCGUCGCGUCUUACCUCGUUCGUGGUUGGACACGCGCGAUAUCGACGGUACGCGCGAACGACGCUGGCGACGCGCGAUCGCGUGAUCGGUGGAGGACGAAUGAGCGAGGAGAGGGAGGAAUUCGAUCGAGGUCGGUGUGCCAAGACGAUGCGAUUCGCUCGGACGAGUGCGACGAGGGCGAGGCGGGGCGGAGACGACGUUGGGUACGAGGGAGAGGUGCGGUGUACGGCAAAGGAGACGGAGGUGUUUGAGACGCUGCUAGCGGUGGUGGAGCACUUCAAGUUGGACGUCACUCUGCGAGUGGCGGGCGGUUGGGUGCGGGACAAGCUCGUCGGGAGAGAGAGCGACGACAUCGACGUCGCGCUGGACACGAUGUUAGGGAAGGAAUUCGCGGAGAAGGUAAAUGAGUACUUGGAGGCGAACGGGAUGGAGACGAAGGGAAUCGGGGUGAUCCAGAGUAAUCCGGAGCAGAGCAAGCACUUGGAGACAGCAACGAUGCGUGUGCGAGAUGUGUGGUUAGACCUGGUGAAUUUGCGUUCGGAGAAUUACUCGGAGGACAGUCGCAUUCCCGAUAUGGAGUUCGGGACGGCGAAGGAUGACGCUUUUAGAAGGGAUCUGACGAUCAACUCACUGUUUUACAACUUGAACGAGAAGAAGGUUGAGGAUUUCACAGAGCGAGGCAUCCAGGAUUUACGGGACGGAAUCGUGCGCACGCCGCUACCGCCGCGAACCACCUUCCUGGACGAUCCUUUGCGAAUCCUGCGAGCCGUGCGCUUCGCCGCUCGGUUUGGUUUCGACGUAGACGAGGAGAUCGGUGCGAGCGCGAGCGAUCCGGAUGUGCAAAACGCGUUGAAGCACAAGGUGAGUCGGGAGCGUUUCGGAAAGGAAGUGGUGGGGAUGCUCAAGGGACGCUCGCCAGCGGACGCGGUGGCGCUCAUGGUGGCGUUCAAGAUCACUCCAAUUGUAUUUCAAGUUCCCACGCAGAGCGUCGUCGAUGCAGUAACGGAAACGGCGGAUCGUCUGUCUCUGUAUUCGACCCGUUGCAUCGAACGCGCAAUCAAAGAGGUGGCAUCGAUCGAGUCAUGGUUGGAUGAAGAACACAAAAUUUGGCUCUUCCUCGCGUCUUGGUUGUUGCCUUAUCGCGCGUUGGAAUCGAUCGGGGCAAAGGGGAAGAAAGUCCCUGCCGUGAGCGAUAUCGUGAGCAACGCUCUCAAACUUCGAUCGAAGGAUGCGGACACCGCGGUGCACAUCCACGAGUCAUUGUUCCUCGCGAAGGCUCUACUGGAGAACAAAGAGUUCACUCGCCUCGAAGGCGGGAUGGCUCUGCGGAAGAUGGGGUUCACAUGGCGUCUGCCCGUCCUUCUCGAGAGCUUGACGCGAGUCCCUGGUAUGAGAGAUUCCGAAGUGCCGCAAUGGGCGGCUGAUUAUGCUGUGAACCCAGAUUCGGCUCCAGCGGAUGUUCGCGAACGCGUCGAAGCCGGUGUAAGGAUGGCGGUCGACGAUUUCGAAGCCGUAGAGCGACGAAUCACAGAAUUCAACUUGAACGCGUGCUGGGAACAGAAGCCACCGGUCACGGGUCAGGACGUCAUGGCGGCAUUGAACAUGACCAAGGGAGGUCCGCAGUUGAAGGCUUGGAUCGACAAGUCCAUCGAGUGGGUGCUUGAGGAUCCCUCCAUCACGAAGGAGGCGUGCAUCGAACGAAUUAAACAAGGAUAG